This is a messenger RNA of Cotesia glomerata, 1556 nucleotides long. RefSeq lists its product as uncharacterized. The record is from RefSeq and is a predicted model, not a curated record. The transcript has 6 exons. NCBI's taxonomy places the organism in Eukaryota, Metazoa, Arthropoda, Insecta, Hymenoptera, Braconidae. Bases 304 to 1329 code for a protein of 341 amino acids.
UAUAUAUGAUCCAAGUCAGCGGGUUGCCACUUAUUGUCCCCUCCACUUUCUUAUUUGACCAUCAGUUUUGUAGCAAUACCACAAUAAAAAAAAAUAAUUUCAAAUUAAAAUUGAUCGAUCCGGGUGGCUCAACUGCUGAUAAUAAUAAUAAGCAAAAACACUAGUGAUUUUAACAUAACCUAAAAUAUAAUCUAAAAAACCAAGAUCACAAACGUAUUAGGCAAGUUAGUAGCAAAAAUUUUGAUUAUUGUUGAUUGUGAAAAAAGUUAUAUUAUCAAACAAACUAGAUUCUGGAAUGUUAGAAUGAACGGAAGUGUAGAAAAAAGAAAAGUAUCUACACACAAAACGCACAAAAAGUGCUGGGCAAGAGAUUGUGGUCAUCGGACGGAUUCACAUGAUUGUGUUUUUUCAACAUUUCCUAGAAACCCAGAGAGGUGUAAGGAAUGGUCGAAAGCUGUGGGAGUAAAAGAUUUUGUGGGUUUACCAAUCAUUAAACUUUCUACCCUGAGAUUCAUCUGCAGUUGUCAUUUCAAAACAGAUGAUUACAGAUUAAUUAAAAAUGGCAAACGUUUACUUGAACAUGCUAUUCCAUCUGUAUUUACCGAAAAUACGAUUCCUUUGAAUGAACUAGAUUUGACAAAAUUUGCACCAACUGUGUCGACCGUAAUUUCAACAUGUCGAGUUCAAGUACCAAUUGAAACCAUAAAACAGUCGAACCAAUAUUCUUUCCAUAAUAUGUUUAAUGGAUUAAAAACUGUACUGCCUAUUGGAUCGGUAAAUGAUGUCUCGUUAAAGCAAGAAAAGCAACUUUCAUUAAAGGAAUCUAUCACUGGGGAUAACUCAACCGCUAGUAUGAAAACACUGUCAAAUGAGUUAUGUUUAAUCUCAGAAAGCAGAGGUUUGUCAUUGCCUUCUUUCAACAGUGAUAAUUGUGUUCAAGGCAAAUCUCGGAAAAUAUCUUAUUCAACAACGGAUGUUGAAAAUAUUCAAAGUCCACCAUCAGCUGAGAAAAAACGAUUUAUCCGCUGUUCAGGUGCUGUGGAUCGUACAACUCAUAAAUUGAUUAUGGAUCAAGUUGGUCUGAAGGGGGAAAAUGUAAGUCCCAAGAAGAAAAUAUUAUUAACGGCUAUCCAAAAAGAGAGGCGGACUGUUGAACAGCUGAAAACUAAAAUUUUUCAUCUAGAGGAACUUAUCAAUCGCAUACAGUGUUCUACCAGCAGUGGCGUUUCGUCAACAAUGAACAACAUAGAACCUCCAGCUUUACAACAAAUAAUUCAAAUGGAACAUAAUAAUGGAAAAAAAAACCACAAGGCCAUCGAUAUUCCAUAGAACAAAAAAUACUGUCACUGUCAAUGGCGAAGCACGGAAGUUAUGGUUACCAGCAUUUACGAGAUUUCGUGCCAUCGUUGCCUUCAAAACGAACAAUAAAUCGAUUAUUAACAAAAAUGUCGAUCACACCAGGGACCAAUGAACAUGUUAUUGAGGCUAUCAAACUUCAAAAACUUAAUCCGGAAGAUAAGCAUGUUCUACUAGUUAUGGAUGAAACUAAACUGAAA